AUGGAUCGUUCUAUGUUCAGCAGUACAGAGUUACGGUUGGCAAGAGAACGACGCCUAAAAUUUCAAGGCACAGCAAAGAUCAAUAUCAGCCAAAUAUCUCUAUCUUCCGAGUACAAACAGGACAAUGUGGAGAGGCUGCGCCGCAUCUUUGAGAGUGAAGAUUGCGACCGGUUAUCAUUGCCAAACCAUGUCGUUGCGACCAUCUCGAGGGAACACCUCAUGAGCGCCCUGAGUGGCAACCAGGUAAACGCAAACUCUUUGAUGAGUCAGCCGUCUGAUAGCUACGUUCACCUGGAGUUCCCUAUUGGGCAGGUAGUGUGCCUCCAUGGACAGCACCGCUUGAGAGCAGGGAGGGAGUUCUUGGCACCCUAUGACCGGUGGUGGACGGUCGAUCUAUAUUUAGACAACAUCAGUCGGGAGCUUGAGACGGAAUUAGCGGAUGAAUAUGCUAAUGAAGCGACACCGACCGAUGGCGAAGUGUAUCGCAGAGUCCGUCAGUAUCAGUAUGAAGCCAGUGCUCGCUUCGAAGAGCGAUGGUUGUCUCGGCUGACGGAAAAUAAACAAAAGCGGAUGCGACAACUGUCACAGCCGGAAAAUAGUUCGAUCCGCUCAGCUUUUGACUCGUUGCUGCCAAUUCCAGGUCUCUGGAAGGCGAUGAGUAUUGGCAACCUUCCUCGGGUGAUUGCAGUGAAGUGUGAUGAGGAAAUCAUCCACUACCUCCGCUUUAUUAAGAACUACUGGUCAUCGCUAGUCGAUCAUGACCGAUCCCAAAUGGAGAAGAUUGAUUGCAUGACCGUGGAGAAGCUCCAGCUUCUGGUGCCAGGAGGGUUGGACCGGACCAAAGCCAAAGGCCUCGUACUCAGUGGUGAAGCAUUUCCGAAAUUUAACCAGUCGGAACGCAAGUCUAUCUGGAGAAUUUUGCGUCAUCGCGGUGAGAUUGUUCCGUCACUUCACACGUUUUUCAAGGACCUUUCUUACCUCGAGGUCACUGCGAGCUGCCUAGGACGAUUAGUGGACCUCGCCGCCCUGCGUAAGCGCACCAUCCGAUCCGCCAUGAAGCAGAUCUACAACCCUGCGAGACAUGGUCAUGGUCGCUACCAAAUGCAAGUGUCCGAGACAGAAUUCCGACCAUGUUCAGGGACGGUGGAAGAAGGCAGAGAGAGUGGAUAUCGACAACUCUGGCUCUUUGCCUUUCGACACUAUCUCCAGAUGCCGAAAGCUCGUCAAAAAAAGAAGCGACAUGCCAAAACCAAGUUCCGAGAAGCCAACGAUGGAGUCGUGUACCGAAUGGCAUCACUGGCCCUGCAACUAGGCUUCGACUCACCGCAGAUCCAACGUCUCAUGGACGACUCGCCAGAUCGCCGGCUUGCGCUGGAAGCGCUUCUGAAAGCGCGCGACCGUGAUCAUUAUCGAUACGAUUCUAUCGAUACGCUGGUCAAUCAGAUCGUGGCAUGUUUUAACGAGGCCGUUCCUAUCGAGAUUCAGGACCGUCGUGCAUCAGCUCCUUUUUCCACCAUCCCCAGACAGAGUCGAUGCGGGAAACCCAGCCUCGACUCUCACGAACAAGAGAAAAACUUUCUCUUCCUUGAUCAGAUAGAGAGCCAACCACCGGAUGAGGCCGUUUCCGCACUCUUUGUGAGAAGAUGUGUAUAUUUCGCUCUCUUUGGUCGACCAUCUGAGCCUCCACCAACCCCCAUUGACGAAGACGAUUCAACGCGCCAUAGCUCCCCUCAUUCGCCUCCGUCGCCGCUGUUCGUCCCCGAAGAACACAAUCCCUUGGCUGACCACCAGAUGACGGGGAUCGCGGGUCAUGUGAUCGACAGACCUGACACGCAGCAUCGGAAUAGUAGACGUGAGGAGCGGCGAGAACGGCGACAGCGACGGCGGCAAGAGCGGGAGACUCGGCGACGGCAGAAGCAGGAACGGAGGCGGCAGAGAGAGUCUCGCCGUCAACAACGAAUGUCCAAUGGUGGACAUGAAGGCGGACCGGCUGCGAGACCCCAUUCUGUAGACCAAAGCCACGCGGAAUCAAGUCGGGCGGCUUCCGGAAAUAUCACUGAAGUGGAAAUCGACGCUAGGAAUGAACAUGAAUCUACACCGCCGGAAGACACUAUAACAGAGGAACUUAGAGGUAACGCACUCACCGCUGACCGUACGCCACUUGAUCCAUUGAUAGCGGAACCGAUUGAAACCGAAGCCGCGUCUGGGAAAGACCCUCACGGGGCGGACACUCUUGAUGAUAUAAUGGUGCCAGAGAUCGUUAUCGAUGAUACCGAGGACAACUCUAGGCUGCACGGCUCCACAGAAGCGAAUACACCAGGAGAGAUAGACGAAAAUGAGUCUCUAACUCGACACGAACCUGACCACCUUGGAGAACCGCCGUCAGGUCGUCUGAUAGAGGAUCGUCAAGCCGUUCUCAGUGCCUUAAAACAGCAUAGGGCUGGUCGACGACGAUCCCGACCCUUAGGACUCAAGCGGACGGUCAUAUCCAGACGACAGGCUGCAGCACAGACCCGUCUCGGCGGGAAGAACCAUCGUCUGACGCAAGUAGAUAUAAAACAGGGGCAUAAGUUCACCUCCCAUGCGGAUCUCCCAGUCCAGAGCCCACUUGAAGAAGCUGUGGCGGAAGAGAGGGCGCAAACGCUUGCGCAGUUAGAAGAGAUUCCAGCUAUCUCAGAAUCGGCCGUUGCAGAUCCUGCCAAUCCUUCUCCAAUCCAACCUCUAGCUUCUAUGCCAGAAUUUAUUGCUCGAUUGCGCGAGUCCGAAAGCCCAGCGGAGGGGAAUCGUGAGUACGGAAUUGAGGAUCAUCCGCCUGCGAAUCCUCAUGAGGACCAGCGGCAGGAUCGUAGUGAUGAGCGGAGCCCGGAAGCCGCAAGACCAGAACUACUGACUGAAGACAGAGAAUCCCGUCGGAAAGUCCCCGAAGCACGACGUCGACAGGAAGCCAAGCAGCGGGUAGAAAAUGCUUCCCGGGCGGCUGAAGAGUCCGAGAAUGACUUUACCCAGACUCGAAGCGGGGAUGAUCUCUUCAAUAAUGAUGACGAAGAUGGCUCACUCGCCGCGCCAGAGAACGGUCAUUCUGCUGCUCGUGAGGAACGUCCAAAGACUCCCUCAACACUCCAACCCCCUAAGGCUGAGCCGAAAAAGUUUGCUCGACAGGCCCGUCAGGGUCCGUACCGACGCCCAAUUGGGAGAGGCCAAGAUGGUCAAAACCGGCCACUUACACAAAUCAACAUGCAAGUGGCGGCUCCAGAUCAUAUCACUAUUCCCCCAGAAGAAGAUCGGCCAUUGCCGGCCAUUCCUCCGAUCGAGCAGACGCCGAUCGCGGAAGCUCCAAACACCCUUCCGGCUCCCCAGUCCAAUGACCGUAGUGUCGACCGCAGGAGGAAAGCAGCUGACCGGAUUCGACAACAGCGACCACCCGCUGUCGCGAGUCCUCACGAGCCGUCCCAGGACCCGGUCAUCUUCUGGACUUGGACGGGGACUCGGUGGAAGGAGGAGACAAGAGUUGUCGCUGAUCAAUCUGACCAGCUUCGCGUUGAGCGCGAAGCCAAGCGCUUUGUGGAAGCUCAUCACGCGCAGCUACGAGACGCGCGUAUGCGCAUACUUAUGCCUUCACAAUGCCUUCCGUCGGCUCGACAGGAUGGGAGCCAUUCCGUGUUUCUGAUCUUUGAGAAUCAGACCAUUACGGAAGCUAUGGAAAAGGCAGCUAUGGAAAAGGCUACAGCGUUGUUCAUGCACUCCAGACACCACCGCCCUUAA
Molecule: messenger RNA, 3762 nt
Organism: Talaromyces marneffei
Lineage: Eukaryota; Fungi; Ascomycota; Eurotiomycetes; Eurotiales; Trichocomaceae
Exons: 3
Coding region: 1-3762 (1253 amino acids)
Source: RefSeq, a predicted model, not a curated record